AUGGUCUGCACGAAGGCCGUCCCGUUAGGAAUUGUGCUUGUGGUCGCCGUGUCGUCGCUGGCGCCGGCGGUGGGUGAGAUCGAGACCCGCCGUGCUGCUCGGAAGGACCUUGGCAUCAACCUCGGGAAUGGCCUGGGGAUCGGGAUCGGGAUCGGCGUCGGCGCCGGCGUUGGUGCCGGGGGCUCCGGCUCCGGCUCCGGUUCAGCGUCUUCGUCUGGUUCUGGUAGCUCGGGAUCAGGCUCAGGCUCAGGCUCAGGCUCAGGCUCUGGGUCAGGGUCGGGGGGUCUGGGUCUUGGGCUUGGUGUCGGAGUUGGUAUAGGUCUGGGAGGUGCCGGUGGCUCAGGCGGUUCAGGCUCUGGGUCAGGCUCAGCGUCAGCGUCUAGCGGUUCAGGAUCAGCCUCGGCUUCUGGUUCGGGUUCAGGGUCAGCAGGCUCUGGAGGGGGCCUUGGGAUUGGACUCGGUGCUGCCGUCGGCAUUGGAUUAGGCAGUGUUGGUAGUGGUAACGGUGGUUCAGCUUCCGGUUCAGGUUCAGGGUCUGCAAGUAGUUCAAGUGCUGGAUCAACAAGUGCCUCGUUUUCCGCAGGUUCUAGUUCAGGCUCCAAUGCUGGGUCGCACUCUGGGUCCGGUGCAGCAGGAUCAAGUUCCGGGUCCAGUGCAAGAUCAAGCGCAAGAGAAGGAAUGCCAAUCGGAGGCGUCGUCAACGCUGACGUUGAUAGCACAAAGCACAGGCAGAAGAACAGGACUAGCACUAGCUUGAUAAGGCUUACAACAUGCAAGCAAAACAUAUUUGCAUCAAAAUCAAGUAGUAACCCAAAACCACAGGUGCGGUGCUCAUAUACAAUAGCUCCAUGUCCAUUCCAAGUCGAAGUUUUUCCAGAUGAAUACUUUUCAGAUGUUAAAAAUGAUAAUGUUUCAGUACGGGAGGAUGGAUCAGUUUUGUUCGAUGUACUUUCAAAUGACCACAUUGUAGGAAGUAAAGCUGAAAUAGCUAACUUUUCAUCUCCACUUCAUGGAUCAAUCCUGCAGUUCAACCACAUGUAUCGUUACACGCCCUUUGAUGUAUUCUUUGGGAGUGACUCAUUCUCAUACACAAUAUCCGAUGAUAAUAACAAUGUCGUCACUGCAACAGUUUUCAUAUCUGUCAUCUGCAGACCACCUCAGUUCAUAUCUUUACCGCAGAAGUUGCAUGCUACUGAAGAUACCGUCAGCCCACAAUUUGGUGGAUUUCCAGGGAUCAAAAUAGCCUAUUCAGAUACAACAGAGAAUAUAUCUGUUACAGUGAACGCGCAGUCUGGAAAUGUGUCCCUUGCUCUGUCGCCAAUGAAGCUUCAACAGUCGUCAGCUGAUGUACUUUCAGUCAGCAAAGGUGGUAAAACUGGCAAAGACCUGAUGUUGGAAGGAACAAUAGAAGCGAUAAAUGGAGCUCUACAAUUUUUGCAGUACCUUGGAAACGAGGACUUCUGUGGAGAUGAUGUUAUAGCGCUACACUCCAUGAACAGAAAUGGUGUAGAAGACGCUCAGAUCCCGAUAUACGUUGAACCAAUCAAUGACCGUCCAGUGAUACUAGCUCCAGCAUCAAUUUUCUUGGGUGGGAACGAAUCAAGGGAAGGCCAUCAAAUCUACAACAAGAGCAGGGAUACAUUCCAAUUUUCCAUUUAUGAUCCUGAUCUUCGCAGUUUCCCUGGGAACAAGUCUCAUUUUUCGCUAGUGCUCUCCCUCGAAGUGUGUGAGGGAACGUUGACGCUGAGGUUGCCGGCUAGUACCAUUCCCAGUGUGGAGGUGAAGACCGAAGGCGUCAGCCAUUGGCAGCCGAUUCAGACGUAUGUGAACAUUGAGAAUCACUUUGUGCUGAAAGAAACUGCCGUCAGGUUCCGUGGGAUGGUCCAGGACUGCAACAAUGCGAUGGAGCAGCUGCAUUACCAAGGUCCGAGCAAUGGAACAACCUUAUCCAUCACUAAAUCGCAGCGUGCUGAUGGUGCCGAGCGAAGUUGGUAUUGGGCCGGUGCGAGCCCUUCUGGCGCAAACAGAUCAAGUUUUCGUCAGAGGUCUUCACGGUCAAGCAAGCAAGAACUGGAACUCCAGCCAGUCUCCAGGAUCAGAAACAACGGAAAUCAAGAUGGCAUUCCAGUAGCAAACAAGAACAAAUAGAUGUUUGAUAAUUUACCCUAAAAUGUUCCUCCGAGCCCAAAAUAUUUUCUGCUCGAUGGGAAGUAAACUGGAAGACAAGAUAGGUUGCAUGUAACUCCAAUUGACAUUUGACAGUCAUACAGAUUGUUAGGGCAUCGGGUUCAUCUUUACUAUUAAGAAUAUCCAUAGAAGUUGAACAAAAGGAAGCAGGCUUCUCAGACAGAAGCUUUUCUUCUUCUUUUUUUUUUGAGCGGCAGCUAGAAGCUUCCUCAUACAGGCAAAAGAGUCACCUACUCACAUGGCUGCAUUUUCAUGGCAAACCAGAAUGACUGCUAGCUUGCUGCUUGGUCUGCUGGACAUGCAUCUCCGGUGCUUUAUUCCUAACCUAAGCGAAGGCCGCAGCAGUCCACAGUCCUGUCACGUGGUCUCACACAGAAACCAUAAUGGGUACUACCUUCUCCAAC
This is a messenger RNA of Panicum virgatum (switchgrass), 2591 nucleotides long. RefSeq names its product protein GAMETE EXPRESSED 2-like. The transcript has 12 exons. NCBI's taxonomy places the organism in Eukaryota, Viridiplantae, Streptophyta, Magnoliopsida, Poales, Poaceae. The record is from RefSeq and is a predicted model, not a curated record. Bases 1 to 2148 code for a protein of 715 amino acids.